Messenger RNA from Echinococcus granulosus, 294 nucleotides. RefSeq lists its product as hypothetical. The transcript has 2 exons. The record is from RefSeq and is a predicted model, not a curated record. Bases 1 to 294 code for a protein of 97 amino acids. Lineage: Eukaryota; Metazoa; Platyhelminthes; Cestoda; Cyclophyllidea; Taeniidae.
AUGCCCGAGAAAUUCACUGCAUCGCUCAGACAUGGUGAGAUUAAUUUGUUGCCUCUGCUCAACGUCAAAUCGGUUGUGCCACCACAUAUGCUGUGCUUUGUUGAGAUGACGAAUUGGGAAGCACUGAUGCCCCCACGUCGUCUCGUGCAGCACCACGAAGGCAAAGCCGUAGUUAGACGCGUUUCUCAGUGCAGUGUCGAGCAUAUCUGCACUGGGCGUUUUCAUCACCGACUUGUCUUCCCCUCAAGUGCCAACCUCACUUGUCACGUGGUUGGUCACACAACAUCGCUUUGA